Molecule: messenger RNA, 969 nt
Organism: Papaver somniferum (opium poppy)
Lineage: Eukaryota; Viridiplantae; Streptophyta; Magnoliopsida; Ranunculales; Papaveraceae
Exons: 1
Coding region: 1-969 (322 amino acids)
Source: RefSeq, a predicted model, not a curated record
AUGGUGGUAGCAUUAGGUCCAGGAAAGUUCUAUGGAAGCAGCUUACCAAGACCAAGAAUGAUGUUGAUGAACAGAUCAGCAGAAGAAGAAGAUAUCUACACCAAGGCUAGAUUAGAUCCACCAUUAGGAGUAAUGGAUCCAUUAUCAUCUUGGGCUCAUGAAGCACACUGGUCUAUGGGCGGUCUUAGUUUCAAUCGUCUGAAACUUCAAGGAAGGAUUGAAGGAAAUGUUAAGAAACUCAGAUCCCAACAAAAGAAGAAACUCUUGUCGAUUAAGAAAAGUCUCGAAAACUCUGAUUCUAAGAAGACUACUCCAGUUCGCGUCUCUGAUGUACAUCACUCAUCAUCUCCCUCAUCUGCUUCCCCUUCACCUUCACCACCACCUGCUCCUGCUGCAACAAAGCGUCGUCGAAGACUUGCUCUCCUUCUCGAUGACGAUGAAGAUGUGAAUCAUAUCAUCAAAUCAUCAGAUCCAGUUGUAGAAGAAGAUGAUGUGUCUGGAAUCAAUAGAUCAAGUACUCGCCGUCUUUUUGGAGGUGAAAGCAAGCCGAAGAGAGCUAGAAAGCUUGUAGAUGAUUUUGAUAGGGUUGCCUCUUCUGAAUCUGAAUCUGAAUCAUCACCAAGUCCGAUUCAAUCAUCAAGUCCUACUCGAUCAUCACCAAAUACUAAGAAGAAUCAGAGUAUUACCAAAGGAGGUCGUACAAUAUCUUCCCGCACGCGAAAUGCUCGCCAAAUUUCCCCUGAGAAAGAAUCAGUAGAAGAAGAGACUACUCCAGCCAUUGUUGCUAGUCCCAGUAAAAAGGUCCAAGACUUGUCAAAGAAGCGGGUAUUGAGAUCGAAAUCCAAAGCAAAUGAUGUUGCCAAUGAUGCCAGUAAGAAGAACAGUAAAAACAAGUCCAUGGUCACUCCAUCUCCUCCAGCCAAAAAAGUCAGAACUUCUUCUAGGUUGAGAUCUUCACCUGCUAUUUAA